Molecule: messenger RNA, 1368 nt
Organism: Copidosoma floridanum
Lineage: Eukaryota; Metazoa; Arthropoda; Insecta; Hymenoptera; Encyrtidae
Gene: Asciz
Product: ASCIZ zinc finger protein
Biological process (GO): positive regulation of transcription by RNA polymerase II
Cellular component (GO): nucleus
Molecular function (GO): transcription cis-regulatory region binding; DNA-binding transcription factor activity, RNA polymerase II-specific
Source: RefSeq, a predicted model, not a curated record
AUGGAGAUUGUUAGUAUGCCAAUUAAAAUUGUUUGUCCAUCUGUUGAGGACUUGAGUGUCAUUAUCAAUCAAGUUCAAUGUCCAACAUGCAACGCGAUGUUCAAGAAUCAUUCACAAUUUAGAAUGCACGAUUUAAAAGUGCAUAAGCAGCAAAAAUUGGAUAAGUGCCACAAGGAAAACAUACAGUAUCAUUGUCCUGUUGAUAACUGUGUUUAUAGUGUUGAAAAUCAAAAGCAUUUUAAGCUAUACAAGUAUUUAAAACAACACUACCUAAAAGUACAUGCUGUCAAGCAAUUUACGUGUGUUAAAUGCACAAAAAGUUUCUCAACCAAUGCUGCCAAAGAGGCUCAUUUGAAAAUUUGUGGUAUGAACUUUACUUGCAGGUGUCAAAAAGUUUACAAUAGUUAUGAAGCUCUCUUGACACAUGCCAAAAGAAAAUCUCAUAAAAUAGAUCAAAUUUACAAACUUACCAAGAAUAAAAAUAAAGUCGCUAAUAAAGAAAAAGCAUAUACCAAGUUAAUUUAUAUAUUACCAAAGCCAACAUGUGACGUCGCUGUUCAGACUGAAGAAACGAUCAAAAAGAAACCAAAGUGUCUUGAAUGUGAAAUUCCUAGAAAGCAAAUUGGCAGGCAAACUCAAACAAAUGAUGCCACAAAAGACAACCAAAGUAAAAUAUGUGCUGAAACUCAAACAGCUACGAUAAUUCCUGGACUAAUCAGAGUACACGAGGAGAUAAAAUAUAAAAAAAUUGAUGAACAAUCUAUUGAAAGCGAGGAAAUUAUCCCCCUUCAAACUGAAUCACCUAAACACUUGCUACCAGACAGUCUGUUGGUCCUUGAACAAGACGUGGAUUUAAAAGACAUAUGGGAAGAACCUGUCAAAAGUUCUUUUACGUUUACAUCAGGUACCCAAACAAGUCCAGAAAAAAAUGCGUUUGACGUACGUGAGGACCACGUUGGGCUGUAUCCUAUGUAUCAUAGAUCAUCCAAAUCAGAUCCAAUGCUGACAGAAAAAAUAUACUCUGACAAAUUUAAUAGCACAGAAACACAAACCGAGGAAGAGUAUUGCCGAUCCAUUUUCGAAAGUGAUCCAUUGAGCUCCAAUAACGAGACACAGACUCCUGAAAACUUUACGGAAUCGAUGGAGCCUCUUAUUUGUAACGAUACGUGCACUCAAACGUGUGAAGAAAUUUUUUCAUCAGCAUUGUCAGAUAUUCAAACCCAAACAGCGUGGAGUCAUUCAGGUGAAAUUUCGGCAUCUGUUGAAUCUCGAACAAAAAUUUCAAAAUGUUCCAACUGUAGUGAUUCAAUUACGAUUCACAUGGAAACGCAAACAGAUUUAUUAGAUAUGUUUGAAGAUUUAAGAUAA